UGUCCGUGGGCGAGGGCUAACGGUUUCCGGGAGCGGUAGCCCCCCGAGGGGUGGAGAGAGGAGGCCAAGCGGCGUCUCGAAGCCCGGACCCCGCGGCCGCUGCGACAUGAUGGGCUACGGGGCGUCCUCCUCGGAGUCCACGGAGGGCGAAGAGGCCGUGGAGGCCCCGGGGCCGCCUCCGGAGCCGCGAGUCCCGGAGCCACGAGCCCCGGAGCCCGAACCGGGCUUGGACUUGAGCCUGAGCCCGAGCCCGCUGCCCGAGAGUCCGCAGCGGCGGGACGGCGGCCCGGGGCGGCGGAAGGGGCGGCGGGGCGGUAGCCGGAGGGGGCGGCAGGUGCGCUUUCUCCUGGCGCCGCGCGCUUCGGGCGGCCCCGAGCCCGCGGCCGCCGCGCCGGGCGACGGUCCCGCGGCGCCGCACGAGCUGGAGGCCCCGGGCCUGCAGAGCAGCCUGGCCCUGAGCCUGGAGCUGCGGAGCGCGCGCGCCGCCGCCGCGCACUUCGAUGCGGCGAGGGCGGUGGAACAGCGGCUGAGGACGUCGUUCCGGGCCCGCUGCGCCCUGGAGGAGACCGUGGCGGAGGGGCUGAACGUGCCGCGCUCCAGGCGGCUCUACCGCGACCUGGUGAGUCUGCAGGUGCCGGAGGAGCAGGUUCUGAGCGCGGCGCUGCAGGAGAAGCUGGCGAUGCUGCCGCCGCAGCCCCGAGCCCCGCCGCCGAAGGAGGUGCUCGGGCCGGGGCCAGAUAUGACCGUGCUGUGCGACCCGGACUCUCUGUGCUACGAAUCUCCGCACUUGGCGGUGGACGGGCUGCCCGCGCUGAGGCUUCAAGCCCGGCCCCGCCCUUCAGAAGACACCUUCCUCAUGCAUCGGAUGCUGAGGCGCUGGGAGGCGUAGCCCUCAAAACCACCCGAACUGCUUUUCCUUAAAACUGUUUCCUCACAGAGUAAAUCCUUUUCCUAAGUUUCCGAUUAUUCGUUUUGGGAGAUGAUGGGAAUAAACUGCUCCUGACUGGAAGUUGCAGGAGGCGGCACUCGGAAAGUGUCAAAAGUUCGGGGUCAGACAGACUUCCCUCUCCACUUAAAUAUCGUUUGGUUAUAAUUAGAACUUGAGGCUUAGCCUUACUCGGAGGCUCCAUGUACUUAGGAGGCUGAGGCACAAGGACCCUGUGUUUGAGGACAGUCCACGCCACACAAAUGAUUUUUAAUGUGCUUUCAGGCUGGGUAGGGUCAGUGGUUGUAUCUGGUUAAAGCAUGUACAAAGCCCCCAGUUUUCGAGUGGAUACACAAGUGUUUCAGAUUCCACUUUAGCUGCAUGUGGUGAACACUUGUGAGGUGGAGACAGGAGCAGGAGUCCAGCCAACCUACUCUAGGAGAUACUGCCUGCUAUGUGUCUCCCUAUGGCGCCCUGGUUGUCUUGGAACUCAUUAUGCAGGCUGUCUGCCUCUGCGUCCCAAGUGCUGGGGGUAAAGGUGUGGGCCAUUGCACCUGGCUACUCAAAUACCAAACAAAAAAAUGUUUAUCCAAAUGUGGGUUUUAACAUUAAAUGAUUGCUUUAA
Meriones unguiculatus (Mongolian gerbil) is the source of this 1550-nucleotide messenger RNA. RefSeq names its product protein phosphatase 1 regulatory subunit 35 (gene Ppp1r35). NCBI's taxonomy places the organism in Eukaryota, Metazoa, Chordata, Mammalia, Rodentia, Muridae. The transcript has 4 exons. Gene Ontology annotation, molecular function: phosphatase binding. The coding region runs from base 107 to 889 and encodes 260 amino acids. The record is from RefSeq and is a predicted model, not a curated record. Gene Ontology annotation, biological process: negative regulation of phosphatase activity.